GGGGCGUCGCCGUGGAGCCUGGCGAGUCGAAGGAACGAGCGUGGGCGCCGCCGCCGCCGCUCACUGACGCUGGGCACCGGGCAGCGUCAUUGUAUCGCAAGCCGCAGAAGCUCAACGGAGAGUGACAAGUACAGGAGCACUUCCUCCGCGUCGUAUAUCUGUCGACGUACGCUGGGCGGUAGGCGUCCAUGUUUAAGAAACAGCCGCUGAGGGAGGAGGAGGAGUGAUGCGGCGAAUUGCGUCGAGGGUCAACGAGAGCAUCCAAGCAAUAAGAACAAUCCCAAGAACGCUUUUCACCUGGUCACGUCGAUUAGAAAAUAGCAAACGAUGAACGCUAAACAUGGAAUUUCAAAGUGCACAUUUCUUCGACGAUAAACGACUUCAAUGAUGACGACGAUGAUGAUGAUGCCACCUGCCGUGACCAUCAGCAACUAAAAGGAGGACGUUGGGCGUGCUCCUGUGUGCCUUUUGGGACGACCAAGAUCUCAAGAUUGGAUUCAAGCUGGUGUGUGCCGUCCAGGCCGGUGUUGUCAGAGGUGUCUACUGCUUCAGACUACUGUGACUCGGUCACCGAAUGGAAACCGAAGGUGUUGAUGCGUGUGCCGCAUAUCGGCAAAUUCGCCCACGGCGCGUGUGAGCUGCUAGCCGGAGCGACGGAACAUACGACUAAGCAUGGAGCAGGAAGCUAGCCUAAACGCAGAGGAGCGCUUGCGAAUCAACCGCCCCCCCAGCAGGCAGCCUGAACCGCAAAUAAGCACUCGUGAAGCCACAGCUGACGGAAGCCCGGCAGGCCCCAGCCUGCCAAGAGGCGGCAGCGACCCCUCUUCCGCUUAUCAGAAGAUCGUGCGUCAGAGAUUCAUCAGGAGAAGCCUGUGGUUCUCGGACGCGGACGAGCAGGCCUCGGAGGCGCCCGAAUGUGACGGCCGACUCCUGAACGUGACCCCACCAACGGUCGCCGGCAGGAUGCCAGGCGCCAGCGGCGGAAUACGGGAGGACUCUGGCGCCGAGACUCGAGUUGGGCCAAAAGAAGAAAAUGGCAGAGGUGACGAGGAGAAGGGCAAAAGCGGAGGAGAUGCGCUGAACGCCACGUGCAGCGAUGGCGGUAAAAGCGCCAUCAAGGCAGCCAGCGAGGAGACGGAGGAAGAGGCGGAGAUGAAGGCCGUCGCCACCUCUCCGGGAGGACGCUUCCUUAAAUUUGACAUUGAGCUCGGGCGGGGCUCCUUUAAGACCGUCUACAAGGGUCUGGACACGGAAACCUGGGUGGAGGUUGCCUGGUGUGAGCUGCAGGAUCGUAAGCUGUCAAAAGUGGAACGUCAGCGCUUCAAGGAAGAAGCUGAGAUGUUAAAAGGUCUCCAACAUCCAAACAUUGUCCGCUUUUACGACUUUUGGGAGUCGCCGCUUAAAGGAAAGAAGUGCAUCGUUUUGGUUACGGAGCUUAUGACAUCGGGGACGUUAAAAACCUAUCUGAAGCGGUUCAAGGUGAUGAAGCCCAAGGUGCUAAGAAGCUGGUGUAGACAGAUCCUGAAAGGCCUUCACUUUCUCCACACCAGAACCCCUCCCAUAAUCCACAGGGACCUCAAGUGCGAUAACAUUUUCAUCACUGGCCCUACGGGCUCGGUCAAGAUUGGCGAUUUGGGGCUGGCCACGCUGAAAGCUGCCUCUUUUGCAAAAAGUGUCAUAGGCACUCCGGAGUUCAUGGCCCCGGAAAUGUACGAGGAGCACUACGAUGAAGCUGUGGACGUCUACGCCUUUGGCAUGUGUAUGCUCGAAAUGGCCACCUCCGAAUAUCCCUACUCGGAAUGUCAGAAUGCUGCGCAGAUUUAUCGCAAAGUCACAAGUGGUGUCAAGCCAGCCAGUUACAACAAGGUUAUGGAUCCUGAAAUCAAAGAGAUUAUCGGGGAGUGCAUCUGCCAAAAGAGAGAAGAGCGAUACGCCAUCAAAGACCUCUUGAACCACGCCUUCUUUGCCGAGGACACGGGCGUGAGGGUGGAGCUGGCGGAGGAGGACGACGGGCAAAAGACCUCCAUCGCCCUCAAACUGUGGGUGGAGGACCACAAGAAAUUGAAAGGCAAAUAUAAGGAGAGUGGGGCUAUCGAGUUCACCUUUGACCUGGAGAAGGAAGUCCCCGAGGUGGUGGCACAAGAGAUGGUGGACUCUGGAUUUUUCCACGACAGCGAUGUGAAGACCGUAGGGAAAUCCAUUCGGGACCGCGUGGCACUGAUCAAAUGGAGAAGAGAAAGAACGGCAUCGGCUACUCAUCAAGUGGAUGGCGGCCAUGCGUUCCAGCAGGCAUCUUGUCAGGGUGCGCCUUCUCGGGACGUGCACGCAGGUCAACCUUCUUUGCUGGAGCCGCAAGCCGACAUCGAGCAGCACAACCAACCUCGGACCCUGCCGGCCAGUUUCACCUCAGUCACAUCAGACAGCACUUUUGACAGUGGCAAGGGCUCCACUGUUUACUCCGACUCCCACAGCAGCCAGCAGAGUGUCCUCUACCAGUCCCUGCUGGAGCCCAUCACCAUGGCAACACAGCAGUGGCAGCCAGGUAAAGCUUUUCCGGCAGAUCGACCUCACUCCUGUGAAACGGCCAAAGAAUGCGGGGCCACGCUGAGCCCGGAACGUGGUACUUGUUGUGGCCGCAGAGGAAGCGCUCCCAUUAUAGACGCUUAUGAUCUUGAGCCCCUAGCUCAACUCGACGCCUCCAAACUCUCUCUGAGAUCCGUCAGCAGUGGAGGGAAACUCCUCUCACCUUCAUCAGACGUGACGCUUCCUGUGACAAGGGUCCGCAGACACUCUGACAUAAAUGGGCUCCUCAAUUUAAUGUGUCAUCACAGCAGCCACCACCGGGGAGUGGUUGGACGUUCUGCGUCUUCUGAUGCACCGCCGCACUGUCCAUGUGCGUCCAAACGCACAGCGUUCUCAGUGGGAACGUUGCCUUGCCCUCCUUUGGGACAUCUGAAAGAUCCAAGCGAUUGUUCAGAUUUGCUCCUGCUGCAAAAGUCCCUGUUCAAUAUUAUCAACCAAAAAGGAGCGCCAGGUCGUGCUGCCUCCGCCCAGCCCGCCUGCGUUCACUUCUCAGCUUCCCACAGGAAUCGCUUUGUUACCGCAGAUGGCAAUUUGAAGAAUCAUCAUCACCUGAAGGCCACUUUGUGUGGGGAAGAUGAAUGUCUUCAUGUCUGCGAGGAUAGAUCCUUUGCAAGACAGCAGCACGUAGCCGCUGCAAUGGGAGUGGCCAGUUCUGUGGGUCACCAGAAUCAAACAGCAGAGCUCCCAUCUCACCAAUACCUCCAGCCCGCUUCGCCCUACGUGUGCCAACCCAGUGCCGCAACCCUAAGUCAGGCCGCUUCAUGCUCAUCCAACACCCAUCCUGCCGCCAGCGACUGCUACCCACCUCCAAGUAUUCCCGCAGGAGCGCAGUGCUACCAGACACAAGGUCAUCAUCGGGAGGCACCGACUUUGAACUGCGUUGCUGCGAUCCAGCAGCAGACUCACACCGUGUCAGGUUAUCAACCGCAGACGGCAGCCGCCGUCACGGCUCUCCCGGCACAGCGGUCGGAACAAAGUUGCCCGCUUACGUGUGCGUCCUCGACGCUGACGGCCGUGGCCAAAUGUCAAUUGUCGCACGCUUGCAGUGGCGGCGCGCUGCUUCCAGAUGGCUCCCAAACUGGUCUGAGCGCUUCUGCAUCGCUACUUAGUAGCCAGCAGAUGCCCGUUCAACUAGAGAACCAACAACGCCUGAGGCAGCAGCCACAAAACGGGCUUCAGACACAGCUGGAGGCGAUGCAGAGCGCACAGCACCAAAUCACGUCACAGCGUCUUCUCCAUUGUCCGAGUCAACAUGAAGCACUAAGCCCCGCUCCCCAGCAGCAAGGCCGGCAGCCCGCACAGACAACCGCGCCGCAAUCCAGUCAAGACGCAUCCCAGUCCGAAGUCCAACAGGACCAGACCGCAAACACAAAGCAACAAUAUUCUCCUGCGAUCUUACCUGAUGUCAGCUUUACACAUUCUGCCGUCAAUGCCGUACCUGCUCAGAGUCCGUACCUGCCUGGGCAGUCGUCUACUACGACCUGCGGAGGAGGUCCCCAUCUCCCACAUGGCCAGGCAACUCACCUGACUCAAAAGAGUGUGCCAUUGGUUAGACAGGAGGGAUCGAACCAGAGCCCCCAUUCAGCAAGCAGUUUCCCAACCCAGACAAUUUGCGUCCAGCAGCCACUGGCUGAGGCAGACGUCCACCAGCGGCUACAGCCGCUGCAGAUUUCAAACUCGCUACCAGCAACAGCAGUAGCAGCAGCAGCACUCUCAUCUCAGUACCCGACUGUCCAGGUGAUGGCCACUGUCACUGACUGUGAAUCCUCCUUCCCUCUCUCACACACUGCCCCUCACUCUUCAGUGUCUUCUUCUACUCUCAACCAUGUCUUCCUUUCUCCGGGUCAUGCUCUCCCUGUGACCCCCUCUGUCACCCCGAUUCUCAUUGAAAAUGUCUUAGUUGCAUCCGUACCAAUAUUGCUCAAGGCUCCCCCUUCACCUGUCUUGGCUCAAAUGCCGCUAAACGCAUCAGCAAAUGCUCAGGUCACCGUUGCUUGGCAGCGAGAUGACGCCCGUUGCUCCGAGCCUACAUUUUCACAUCCCAUUUACACACACGCUGCCCUCUCUUCCAACACACUGCCGCCCACAAAUGGCAGCACUCUCAUGCAGACGUUGAUUGGCAGCCACCCAGAACCUGUCCAGCAGAUGAACCUUCUCACCCAGCCUGCACACUUGUCCACAACUGCGCAGACUACCUCAGACCAGGUUGUCGCUGCUGGCCAAUCGGGGAAGAAGGAAAUUCUGAGCCACGAGUCUCAGAGGACAUUGACAAGUUACGGUCUGACGCAGCAGCAGUUCAGUGUUCCCACAGGAGACGCAGGUCCAGCUGAGGCCAACACAGAUGAUCAGGUUGUGGAAAAACACACUGGUGGACAAAGCUAUGACAGUGUCAACUCUGAUGCCACGUCAGGAAAGGAGAUGAGUGACGGCUAUGAAGGGACACACGGAAGCAAAGGCCAAGGAAGAAUCCGCAAACACCACCGGAGGUCAACACGCACUCGGUCUCGCCAAGAGAAGAUUAGCAGGCCAAAGCUCAGCAUGCUUAACGUAUGCAACACGGGAGAUAAGAUGGUUGAGUGUCAACUGGAAACGCACAAUCACAAAAUGGUCACGUUCAAAUUUGACCUGGAUGGAGACGCGCCUGAAGAGAUCGCAACUUACAUGGUGGAGAACGAUUUUAUCCUACACUUGGAGAAAGAAGUUUUCAUUGAGCAGCUCAAGGACAUCGUAGACAAGGCUGAGGAGUUGUUGAGUGAAGACACAGAGGCGGAGAGAAAUUCCGACCAGAUGAGCAGUCCCGCGGGUGAAGGGGUUGGCGCGAUGCUAGCGGAGGGAAUGAAGUCUUGUGCCCCCAGCACACCACAGCCCGUCUACCAACAAAAUGUGCUUCACACUGGCAAGCGCUGGUUCAUCAUCUGCCCAGUGGCUGAGGUGCCGGUCCAAGAGCAAGACAAGAAGACUCCGUGUCACAGCUCAACUGAUCGGGAAUGUGAAAAUUCAGCUUCACUCUCGGUCGAAGCCGUCACCAACGCACCCGCCGCGUCGACCUCUCUCCCGUCUUCACGAGGCCCCUCGUCCGCGCCGUUGCAGCAUCAAGACCAAAGCGUUUGCCCCGUCCGGCAGCCGCAGUCUCUUAUCAGUCAAGAUAAAAACAGCGCAAAGGGGGCGGGCCUUCCCGUUGAAGAAGCCUGCGUCUCGGCAGUGUCGAUAGUCAGCGACAUCCCGUGCUGUGCUUUCGUACCACCCGUCUCGCUGGAUGUGAAGACUGUGGAUAAGGCGGAGGUUGCACCUUUGGCCGUUCAAACCGGUCAUCAAAAAGCCAGUCCUACCGGCGAGCUCCCCAUACAGCGCGUCGCACACCCGUCGGUGGUCCUGCAGCAACCCUGUCCCGCAACCGCGCCGCCAGCGGCCCCCAUCGCCUCUCAACCUCAAAGUCCCGCCCAUCAGACCUCGGUUCCCUUAGGUCCCGGGGAGUCGGACGGCGAGGGGCCGCGCCGGCUGGAAUUUGCCGAUCGCACUAUCAAGACUUUGGAUGAGAAGUUGAGGAAUCUGCUCUACCAGGAGCAUGCUCCCUCGCAGCCUUCAGGCGCCGCGGCCGACCCGCAAACCGCAGCCACGGAAGCACUCAGCUCAAUGUCAGUCUCGGAUGGCCGUAGCGGCGAGGCGCUGCCGCUCAAGAAACAGGAGGAGCCAGUGAUUCCUGAAAGGCCAGAUUGUGUGGAUGUUUUGGCGGCUGCCGAUAGGAAUUCGAUCAAAGGAGCUGUGACUGUCAGUGCUGCUUCAUGCAAUCUUCAAACAACAACCACGGCACCAACUGUGGAAAAAAGCAAGGGUAGCCUCAACACUUUGUCUGGUUGUUCUCAAGGACCGGAUAGAAAUAAGAAUGACUGCACGACUGCUGGCAGAUCCUCGGCAGAUCCUGAGAGUCCAGCCGCAUCCAGAUCUCAUUAUAGUAACCGCUUCUCUGCCCCGCCAAACUUCUACCAGGCUACCCUCGCGUCCAGCCCGGAUAUCACGCCACGCCAUUUGCCCCGGGCCGUAACCAUCAGCACUCCCAGCCGUCACUGCUCACGUCACUCGGACUCCGCGGAUGAGGACAGCGGCAGCGGCAAAGCUCUUCCAGCGGGGCGCCUCCACGCCCGGGCCGAGCACGGCGGGAGCAAGCUUGUCAAGAGGGCGGUGGAUUUUCUCAAGCGCUCCGGUCGGAGCAAAAGCGAGCAGAGCCCUGAUUCGCUGAGCAAGCAACCACUGGAAAUGAACGGGCACGCUCCUUUGCCUGCGACGGGACAAGCGCCGUCUUCCUACAUCAGUAGUGACAAUGACUCCGAAUUUGAGGAUGCAGACAUGAGAAAAGAACUUCAGAAGCUGAGGGAAAAGCACAUGAAGGAAAUAUCGGAACUGCAGGCAUUUCAGAGAAGUGAAAUUGAGCGUCUGUACCAAGAGGUGGGAAAAUCUCUGCCGCCUAAUGUGGGCCUGCUUCAUGCGGCGCCUCCCUGUGGCCGUCGACGGAGGGCCAGUAAGCACAAAGUCAAGGCUGGCAAAUUGCUCAAUCCGAUGGUGCAGCAGCUCAAAAGCAAUCUCAGCGCCACUGCGGCAGAGAGUUCUGGAAGUUCCUCUGGAUCACCUGCUAAAAGUUCAGCUUUGUCGGACUGCUCCGCUCGCUUCAGCGGCAGCUCCGGCUCCAGCAAUCAGCGCAGCUCAACCCCGGAGCAGGUCCACACCCAGCAACCAUGUUCCUUGAAAGGCUCCUUUUCCUCAGACAACAUUCACGCUGGCCAACACGCUGACGGGACGACGAACUUGACGAGCCAAGGCUGGACGGUUUACCACCAAACGUCAGAGAGAGUCACCUUUAAAUCUAGUAGCAAACCACGCACUAGAUUCCUCAGUGGACCUGUGUCUCUGUCCAUCUGGUCCACACUGAAACGACUAUGUCUAGGCAAAGAGCGCAAUCGUAGGUCGUCUUUCCGCGCCGCAGCUCAGACGCAGCCGUCCCUCGCUUCGGCCACACCCCCGCCGCCCCCGUCGCCUCGGCCCGUCGGUCGGCUCGCCGGGGUCCAGACCAACAACAGCAACAAUAAGAAAAGAUUGUUUACAGAGGACCUGCACAAGUUGGUGGACGACUGGGCCAAGGAAGCCACGGCGGCCCAUCAGCCGCCUCCCUCCUUGAACCAGAUAAAACAACAAAGGCGUUUGCGCGACCUGGAAGGCAAAGUCGAGCGCCCGACAGCAGCGGCCGUGCACAAGAUGAAAUGCCACGCGAGCCCCAGCGGGUCGACAGCCGGGAGAGCGCGGCCGAGUUCGACGAGCGGCCGAGGUCUCGACUCGCCUCUGGCGCUCCACGCCGGGUACCUUCUGUCCCCGGGCUCCUACGGUGGGUUGGGGCCUUAUGCCCAGCGGUGGCCCGUUGGAUCAGCGAGCUCCUUCCCGGCCGUGGCCAAACCUGGAAUCCAAGCCUACAAGUCGGGAAACGGCCUCUGCUCAAAUCCCGCCAGGACUACCUAACUCCGAGGCCGCAGUCUCCACAACGAUGGUGGACGACACCCAUUUGCGCGUGUGUGCAUGUCACGUGUUGCGUACGAAGACUUCAUGCUUCUUGACAAAUGUGCUCAUUUAUCUUUGUCCGUGCACUUUCCAUUUUCUCUGGGCACAUGGUUACACUUUAAACACCGAAUUGGAAUUCAAAUACGUGAAUUUCCGAAACAAAACGGUAUUAACGUUGAUGGAAUGUAGUGCCUUGACCCUUCAACUUAUUCUUCUGUGAGACAUUUAUUUGAUUUAACAGCUCACUGGAGUGAAGUUUUCAAUGCAGCGGGCACUCUUUUUGCUUCUGAAUGCCAUCGUAGCUCUGCGCUAUUAAAACAGCUAAUUCUCUUGUUCGGAUAAUCAAAUGAUAUUGUUUUUCAAACGUUCCUCUGCUGUAUGCCAUAGUGAUGAAACGCACUGCUGCCUUGCAAAGGAAAAAUGAAUUGAGCGAAUGAGGAGGGGAGGAAGUAGGAGGCCAGCAGGUUCUUGUUUCUCUUCUCUCGUUUUCACAGACAACAUAGACAAGAUUUGGUCGUACAGGAUUUUAAUAUUGAGAGGAAUGACCGCAUCCAGAAACGAUGGCUGGGUGAGAAUGUAGCAGAUGGCAUUUGAUAGUUGGAGUCUUUCAAGUGAAAUUGAAUCCUCCUGCAAAGCUUUGAUUGUGGCAUUGCCACCGGCCUUAUCUGAUCGGAAAUAAUGUGAUGUGUGCAGAAGGAGCAAAAAUUGGAAGCAAAGCGUGACACAUUGUACAUAUUGGCCAGUUUAGAUUUGAUCCUUUUUUUUUUCUUUCAUGCUGCUGUCAUGUGAGCCUAUUAUUGACAUGAUUGGAUGGUACCAAAAAGAAAAGUCCUGAAACUGAGCAGCGUUACUGCCUUUGUUUUAUGAAGCAUUUUCCUGUCACCUUUUGCAAACUUGAUAGUCGAAUAUGGGAGAUUUGCACAAGAUAUAGACUCCCAAGCUUGUACUUUAUGUUGACGUGUUUCUUCAUGUGUGCAGCAUCUGUACUGUUCUUACGAAUCACCAAAAAGCACCGACGUUUUCCUCUCCACAAAAGUUGUCCACAAGAAAUGAUUGAAAGGAAUCAGGAACUGGACCCUUCCAAGCUGUGAAUUGUACAGAUUAGUUGUAGUGUAAAACUGUAUAUUUUGUUAAACUUUGUGUGUGUGCGUGCGUGCGCGUGUGUGUUGUAGAGCGGUUGCUUGGAUGUACAGUAUCAAUUCGCUUUGAAUUGGACUUUUCUAAUAAUUUAUGCAGAAUCCUCUUCUUUGGGGAAAUACUUCCAGUUGUAAGAGAUUUCUGUUCUCUGGCAUUUCUAUCUGGGCUCGUUUGCUUUGUUUGAGUUUUCUUUGUGCUGAGAAGAUGACGCCGGUUUAUUGGACAAAUUCAGGUGGUGGCUGGCGCUUCCCCUCCCUGCAUGUUUGUGGCCAACAAACGUGCCCUCACAGCUAAAAUGCUCCCAUGGGAUGUGGAGGUGGGGGGAGGUGUUGGGGGGGGGGGGGGGUCUUACUUGGGUCUGCCACACUGCAUCACUCAUCCUACCUGCUGCACUGUUUGACCGUGUUGAGAGACAAAUAAAUAUUUUCAAUCUGA
Molecule: messenger RNA, 9699 nt
Organism: Syngnathus acus (greater pipefish)
Lineage: Eukaryota; Metazoa; Chordata; Actinopteri; Syngnathiformes; Syngnathidae
Product: serine/threonine-protein kinase WNK2
Exons: 30
Coding region: 673-8088 (2471 amino acids)
Biological process (GO): intracellular signal transduction; protein phosphorylation; positive regulation of potassium ion import across plasma membrane
Cellular component (GO): cytoplasm; cytosol
Molecular function (GO): protein serine/threonine kinase activity; ATP binding; chloride channel inhibitor activity
Source: RefSeq, a predicted model, not a curated record